AUGGGAUCAGAGAAGGACUCGGAGUCGCCUCACUCAUCGGUCAGUGGCGUCCCCAACCCUAAGUGCCGAGCGGCGGGCAAACGCCAGAGCCGCAUCUCCUUCCACAGCCUCUUCCACAGCAAACGGGGCUCUCAGGGUACCAGGGCCCCCAAAGGAGGAGCGGCCCCCCCUGUCACGCAUCACCACAUCCCUUCUGCCUUGAGCCCGGUGCCCACCGCUACCCCCCAGGACUUGGCGGCGGCAGUGGCCUCCGCCCCCCCGCCCGGGCCCCUGUCCUCCAGCCAGCCGUCCCUGGGGGGGGCGGUGGUGGAGCCCGGGCUGCUGGAGUGCCCCCUGUGCCUGGUGCGCCAACCGCCCGAGCAGCUGCCCGAGCUGCUGGGCUGCAGCCACCGCUCCUGCCUCUGCUGCCUGCGCCAGUACCUGCGCAUCGAGAUCACCGAGAGCCGCGUCCAGCUCAGCUGCCCCGAGUGCGCCGAGCGGCUGGCGCCCCGGCAGGUGGCCGCCAUCCUGGACGACGCCGCCCUGCUGGACAAGUACGAGGAGUUCCUCCUGAGGAGGUGCCUGGCCUCCGACCCCGACUGCAGAUGGUGUCCGGCGCCGGACUGCGGCUCACCGGACGCCCUACGAGUGGACUCAAAGCUGGUGGGCGCCAUUAUCUCAUUAUCUCUGCCCCCCCCAGCAGCUGGAAUCCAGUUGCCAGGGCGACUAUCGAUGCGGCGUUGCCGGGGCAACGGGAGCAGGGGCUUCAGCAAGCCGAUCAAUAGCUGCUGCUGGCUGGCCCCGGCGUGCACGUUCGCCGUCAUCGCCUCGGGCUGUGCCAGCUGCCCCCGGCUGCUGUGCCGGCGGGACGGCUGCGGCGCCGAGUUCUGCUACCACUGCAAGCAGGCGUGGCACCCCAACCAGACCUGCGACUCUGCCCGCCAGCAGAGGGCGCCGCACAGCAGCCACUCGCCCAGCUACACCCAGGAGCAGGGCCCCGCCGAUGACAUCAAGCCCUGUCCUCGCUGUGGCGCCUACAUCAUCAAAAUGAACGAUGGCAGCUGUAAUCACAUGACCUGCGCCAAACCGUGGAGCAGGAAGAAGAAGAUCCUGUGGCAGCUGGGAACUCUGAUCGGAGCGCCGGUCGGCAUCACCCUCAUCGCAGGCAUCGCCGUUCCCGCCAUGGUCAUCGGCAUCCCCGUUUACAUCCACGCCCACUACGAGCUGAAGAAGGCGUCCCGCCACCGGAGGAACCUGGCCAUCACGGGGGGCGUGGCCCUGUCCAUCAUCACGGCGCCCGUCAUCGCCGCCGUCAGUGUGGGCCGCGGCGUGCGCAUCGACUUCGACGAGGACGACGGGCCAAUCACAGGUGAGGAGGCGGCAGCGGGAGGUGUGGCCCCUCUGGUCUGGUCUAGUCUGGUCUGGACCCCUCUGGUCUGGUCUAGUCUGGUCUGGUCCGGUCCGGGCCCCUCUGGUCUGGUCUGGUCUAGUCUGGUCUGGUCUGGUCUGGACCCCUCUGGUUUCUCCUCUGUCAUGUACACUUGA
This is a messenger RNA of Menidia menidia (Atlantic silverside), 1524 nucleotides long. NCBI's taxonomy places the organism in Eukaryota, Metazoa, Chordata, Actinopteri, Atheriniformes, Atherinopsidae. The record is from the annotation of a GenBank genome assembly.